Branchiostoma floridae (Florida lancelet) is the source of this 2096-nucleotide messenger RNA. RefSeq names its product sushi, von Willebrand factor type A, EGF and pentraxin domain-containing protein 1-like. The coding region runs from base 39 to 2096 and encodes 685 amino acids. NCBI's taxonomy places the organism in Eukaryota, Metazoa, Chordata, Leptocardii, Amphioxiformes, Branchiostomatidae. The transcript has 10 exons. The record is from RefSeq and is a predicted model, not a curated record.
GAAAAAAGUUGAGCUUGUUUCUUGAGGCAGAAGCGCGAAUGUCAGCCAACAUGGGGACGUUCGUUCUGAUGUCCCUGUUGUUUCUGGCUGUUUCUCCCGCUGUCGAGGGACAGAGCGCGAUGUCCGCCGCGGUGGCGACUAAUACACUAAAGGCGGCUCUACCUACGCCCAACAAGGCUGUCGACAUCAUCUUUGCUCUAGACCGCUCUGGGAGUGUUGGUUCAUCUAACUACAACAAAAUCAUCGAUUUUGUGAAGGCCGUCCUGAGCCACUUCAGUGUUUCACCGACUACAACUCGCGUAGCCGUUGUGUCUUUUGGAACGGACGCUAAAGUCGAGUUUGAUCUUCUUCGAUGGACAUCAAACAACAACAACAAGUGCGAAUUACUUCGCACCUACAUACCAAAACUCAAGUACACGGGAGGUGGGACCAACACAAUUGGAGCUCUCAAUCUCGCCUUAGCAUUGCUGAAGAAACCUGGGGUCCGAUCGACUUCAACGAAGGUGGUGUUUACGAUAACAGACGGCAAGUGGAACGUAGGCGGAGAUCCCUCCUCGGUAGUACGGACAUUGCAGGCCAGGGGUGUGUACAUGUACGCCUUCGGUGUAGGUGCCUGGGGCAUCAGCAGUUCCAGACUUAGAGGUCUGGGCAACAAGGACAGCCAUGGCCACAAGUACGUCUACUUGUGCCUGGAUUUCAACGUUCUGUCACAAGUGGCCAAGAGACUGAGAGGAGACCAUCACAAAACCGAUUACUUGCCAUCCUACACAACACGCUGUUAUCCCCGCUGUAACCAUGCGACGCGCUCCUGCCAGUGCGAUGUCUACGGUGGAAACUACGCUUGUGUGUGCCAGAAGGGGUACGAUUGCGGCAAUAGACGCGAUACAAAAUGCCCCUUGAACAGCUACAAGGACACCAUCGGGACCGGUCCGUGCAUUUCCUGUCCUACAAAUUCCUUGAUUUCAAGAACAGGCGCCACCAGCAAAACUGAGUGCAAGUGUAAAGCCGGCUAUCAGCAGGUUGGCUCACCCAUCCAAAGGUGUAAACGAAUCACAUGUUCCAGACCAUCUUACGAUACCACCGCCGUGCGAGCCGUAUCCUGUGUAAUAUGGACAAACUAUGGCGACAGAUGCAGCUUGGAUUGUCAGUCAGGUUACGUGUUUGUCGCAGGGGAAAAAGUGUUGACCUGUGGUGGCUCUGGCACAUGGAAUGGAACACCAUUGUCCUGCAAAAAGGUCACGUGUCCGAUCUUGACCGCACCACAAGAUGGGAGCAUCGGCCCCUGUGGUAACAGAUAUGGCGACACGUGCACAUUCCAAUGCGACUACAGCUUCAAACUGUCAGGAUCAGCUACAACCACCUGUACAGCGGCGGGGUCGUGGUCUCAUCCAACUCCAAGAUGCAGCAAGCUUUCAUGCCAGAACAGUGAGAUUGCAGACCCAUCACCCAACGGAGUCCGAGUCUGCCCUGGGUCGCACACUGAAGUCGGUCAUUCCUGCUCAGUGACCUGUAACACCGGCUACCAGCCGAGAGGACAACAGGUCUCCACAUGCAGGGCAGUCAACGGAGUCGCAGGAUGGGACCGUCGUCCACAGGCGUGUCAAGUUGACAGGUGCACCCCACUGACUGAUCCAUCAGACGGAACAGUGUCCCCAGUGCUGUGCAAAACGUCACCGGAGUACAACACACAAUGUACUUACGGCUGCAACAAACAGUACACCUUACAUGGACCAACAUCCAAGACAUGUGAACCUGGUGGGGUGUGGUCAUCAACUGAUGUGAACACCUGCAGAGACGAGAAGGAUCCAAUAUUUCCAAAUUGUCCUAGUGACAUCACAGCUGUUGCCCCGUCCCAGAAGACCGACGCAGAAGUUUCCUGGCUCGUCCCGGUGGCAACCGACAACUCUGGAUCAACUCCAACGGUAGAUGUGGACAUAACGACCUCUUUGGGGCCGGUAAACUUUCUACAGCGGACUCCACCAAUCUGGUUUCCAGAAGGCCAGUACACAGUCACAUACACCGCAACUGAUCAGGGAGGAAACAGAGCAACUUGCGACUUCUCCAUACAUGUCCAAGGUACCAGUGAAAGAGAAUAA